AUGGAGUUUCACACCAAGCGGUCGCGUGCCGCUUUAGGAUCGGCCCCAGAGCCUUUGCCACCCAAGCGCAGGGCCUUGAAUGUUGUGCCGUCCUCACCACCUUCCGUCUCGUCGCGUGGCAUGGCCCAUGUUCCACGCACGUCGAUCCGUGCCGCCAAAAACGACAGCUCCUCUCGGAGAUUAUCGGCGACAUCCAGCGACGAGUCCGAUGUAUCAGAGCGUACGGGUUCCUACCGCAUGAGUUUCUCAAGAAAACCUGCAGUGCACUUCAAGGCUUCUCCUCGUGUAGAUCCAAUUCUUUUCGAAGCCGUAUCUCGGUACUCGGAUUCUGAAAACGAACCAGACGGCAACACUGCAUGUCUGGUACCGAAGGCUACCCCUGUAAGCAACGUGCAACACGAACUGGGGCUGCCUCAAGAAAUAGCUGCACCGCAAUCCAAUCCAUCAGAAGACUACCAGCAGGCCCUCGAAAAUGCAUGUGCGCUCGAAAAGCGCAAAUCUCCCUCUAGACAUGCGUCGUUUUCGUCCAUCAUUCGCAAGCAGACCAUUCCACAUUCAGAUUUAGAAGCUCAAGAAAGAUGUUUCGACUAUUUGCUGCAAUCCAUCGACGAGGUGUGGGCGCGCUACUGCAAUGAAACCUCGACAGCGGAAGCCAAAGUCUACGACAGUAUGUGCAAACCACGACACGUAUGCUCGCCAGAGUUUUCUACACCCUCUGCAGAAGAUUUCAGUGUAGCGCAUACGUCCAACCCUGGCUCUCCACAAUACAAACGCAGUUUUUCCUUCACCUCUGUCAACCGAAAUGGCCUCUCUUACUCCGACGAUGACAGCGAUGACACAAGCGGCUACAAAUCCGAGGUGACGAAUCCAACCGAAUAUGAGACUGAUUGCGAUUACCGCAAAAUAUCCAAGCUUCCAGAUUCGGUUCGGCUGCAGUCGCUCAAAGACCGUCUUUGUAGAGCGAAAAACGAUUUAGAAGCAUUGCAUGGCUCCAGUUGUUACGAAGAAUGCGCUAGAUUUUGGAGAAGAUGGGAUAUGAUAAAAUAUGGGGCUGUGGAGAUGAUGGAAGAAGAUGACGAAGACGAAGUAAUCGAAUCCGUGAUUGACGAAUUGGAAAGAGGUCGCUGUUUCACCAGUUAA
Lachancea lanzarotensis is the source of this 1140-nucleotide messenger RNA. RefSeq names its product LALA0S11e00276g1_1. The record is from RefSeq and is a predicted model, not a curated record. The transcript has a single exon. NCBI's taxonomy places the organism in Eukaryota, Fungi, Ascomycota, Saccharomycetes, Saccharomycetales, Saccharomycetaceae. The coding region runs from base 1 to 1140 and encodes 379 amino acids.